GGCUGGAGCCGCGGAGCCGGCGCUGAGAGCGGCUGCGGCCGGAGCGGGCGACCGAGACAAAGGCGACGACAGAGGCAGUUGUAAGUUUUUGAGUGAAACUUUGAACCCAAAUGAGAAGAAACCUUCAAGGAACAACUUGUGCUGACGGUAAUGGAUCUUCUGCUUGCAUUUCUCUCUUCCUCAAUUCCGACUUUGAAUUUCUCAAUCAAAAUUAGCUGGUUGCAGAGGGAGCAUAGCGAAGCAUGAAAGCCAGCAGUCUCUAUUCCGGUCUGUGCAGUGGUCACCCAGUGCUUGGUGUUCUAUGCACAUGAGAUUUCCCGUUACAUGCCCAGAGUCCAGACAACACUUUUUAUACCUUUCUUGUGGGUCAGAAACAAUUCUCUUUAGAAUCAGAAAAGAAGAAGGGAAGCCAUCCGACCUUUUCUUUAUGAAAUUGACGGUGUCAGACACCUGGUAUCCAGGCCUUCAUACAGAGAAGUAUUAAGAUUCUUAUUCUGGCAUCCUUGAACAUUUUAUCGCAUUGAGAGCUUGCUUUGUGAAGCGUCACUGGUCAAGAUUUGGAAGCUUCAUUGGUGCUCACUUCUACCUUGGACUGUAAGCAUGAGUGAAUUCUGGUUGUGCUUCAACUGCUGUAUUGCAGAACAGCCUCAGCCUAAAAGACGCCGACGGAUUGAUCGAAGUAUGAUUGGAGAGCCAACCAACUUCGUACACACAGCUCAUGUAGGCUCAGGAGACCUGUUCAGUGGGAUGAAUUCAGUUAGCUCCAUUCAAAACCAGAUGCAGUCCAAGGGCGGCUACGGGGGCGGGAUGUCAGCUAACGUGCAGAUGCAGCUCGUGGACACGAAGGCAGGAUAGCCCUGGGGACCUCCUCGAAAUGUGAUGGCGUCUUGUUCAGCCUGUUGUGAUUACUCCAGUGAGAUGUUACUGUUCUGCUCCGAAGAAGCUAUUGUCAGACGAAUCCUGCAUUUCCUUCAGCCGGCAUGCAUGCCUCUGGACUUAUGGACAGAGUUCUUUGGGUUGUGGCUUACUUUUUUAUCAAUAUGGAUCUGAUCUUAGCAUGACCUUUUUUCGUGAACGCUCACAUUGUUUCGCAUUUCCCCCCAUUUUAAACAGUUCUCUUUGCACCUCCAGCCUUAUGGUUUUAUUGGUAAGCAAGGACUUACUUGUCACCACUUAUAUUUCAGGAGGUAUGAGAUUCACAAGCACAAUAAUCAUUUUUAUUCAUUUAAAACUUCAGCAGAGUAGGUAUUCUGCAUGCUUUUUCAAGUUGGUUUCUAUGAAAGCCCAUGGGAUGCAGCAAUGAUUUCUGUGUUUCCCUGGGCUGAUGAUACUGCUGCUAUUAGAGAAAGUUUAGCUGUGGCGCCACAUCACUUUCACAGAAAAAGAUGACUUGUAGCUAACUCUUAGAAAUAUGACUUUUGCUGUUAGAAUUACAAUAAGAGAAAAGCUUGCACUCAUUCUGUUGUAAAUGUUCACUAUUUAUUUUGAGCAAGACCUGUGAUUAUCAGCAGAUAGACUUAUGUAUUAUACUUUGAUUUUGACCAUCAUCAUCAUCUUAGUAGCCAUCAAUCUCUUUGUGUACUCACUCUGUUUUGUUACCCAGAUAUUUCCAGGAGCAGGUUGUUGAGAAUCUGGCUUAUACUACUAACUGCAGAAUCACUGGUGUUACUGCCAGUGAAAUAACCUGUAUGGUGUGAUGUUUUAUGGUAUUUGUGAGAAACCUUCACUCAGGUUCCAGAAUAUGUAUUCACAGGUUGCAUUUCAGAUAUUUCUGUUUCUUCCCUACUUGAGUGUAAAGACUUUCGUCUCUUUCUUCCCACCCCUAGUCCCAGGUUCCUGUGCAGGAGGCAGUUGAAA
Molecule: messenger RNA, 1857 nt
Organism: Condylura cristata (star-nosed mole)
Lineage: Eukaryota; Metazoa; Chordata; Mammalia; Eulipotyphla; Talpidae
Gene: CDC42SE2
Product: CDC42 small effector 2
Exons: 7
Coding region: 601-855 (84 amino acids)
Biological process (GO): regulation of Rho protein signal transduction
Cellular component (GO): plasma membrane
Molecular function (GO): small GTPase binding
Source: RefSeq, a predicted model, not a curated record